AUGGACGUUCAGCAGCUCACUCAGCGCAUCGAGCAACUCGGCAUUGCAGCCAGCCCCGCCGCAGCGGGCUCGGCCGGCACCCAGCUCCUCAGCUACUUCUUCACCCCCAAGUCGGGCUCAAAGCACCCUGACAACGCCGAGCAGGACCUCAAGCUUGUCGUGGCGGCCGUCGAGGAGGAGAAGAACCUUGGACCGGCAAAGGCGCUCGCCGCGAGUGUUGGCUUGAAGGACAUGCGCGCGGUCAGCGGCGCAGACCUCGAGAAGCUCCUUGGCAGGACCCGUGACCAGGCCUCUCCCCUCUCUAUCCCGCCCUCGCUCGCUCCCUCGACCCUCCUCAUCACCUCGACCUCGCUCUCCUCCGCCUCCACCGUUUCGAUCCCCUCCCCCUCCGACCCCUCGCAGACUCUCUCGCUCUCGAACGAGGAGUGGCACAAGGCUCUUCUUCAGCUCAAGCAGGAGGGCGUCGCCUUGAAGGAGGCCGAGUUCUUCCUCAAGGGCGUCGAGCCGCCCAAGCCCGCCGCGCAAAAGGCUGCCGGCGCUCCCGCCUCUACCGCGUCGACCUCUGCUGCGGCAGGCCGUGUCGCGCAGGCCGACCUUGAGGGUCAGGCAGGCGUUCAGCUCGGCUUGACUGUCAAGAAGGAGCAGAGCGUCUUCGGCGAUUGGUACCAGCAGGUCCUCAUCAAGGGAGAGAUGCUCGACUACUACGACAUCUCGGGAUGCUACAUCCUCAAGCCCUGGUCGUACGGCAUCUGGCAGGAGAUCCAGACCUGGUUCGACCGCCACAUCAAGGCGCUCGGCGUCAGCAACGCCUACUUCCCCAUGUUCGUCUCGUCGACCGUUCUCGAGCGGGAAAAGGACCACAUCGAGGGCUUCGCUCCCGAGGUCGCCUGGGUCACGCGCGCCGGCAAGUCGGAGCUCGAGGUUCCCAUUGCCAUCCGCCCGACUUCCGAGACUGUCAUGUACCCGUACUACGGCAAGUGGAUCCGCUCGCACCGUGACCUUCCCUUGAAGCUCAAUCAGUGGAACUCGGUCGUUCGCUGGGAGUUCAAGAACCCUCAGCCCUUCCUCCGCACCCGCGAGUUCCUGUGGCAGGAGGGCCACACGGCGUUCCAGACCAAGGCUGAGGCGGACGAGGAGGUUCUCCAGAUCCUCGACCUGUACCGCCGGGUGUACGAGGAGCUCCUUGCCGUCCCCGUCAUCCCCGGUGUCAAGUCGGAGAAGGAGAAGUUCGCCGGCGGUCUCUACACGACCACCGUCGAGGGCUUCAUCCCCACCACCGGCCGCGGUAUUCAGGGCGGCACGUCGCACUGUCUCGGCCAGAACUUCUCCAAGAUGUUCAACAUCACGGUCGAGGACCCGGCCAACCCGGGCGGCGACAAGCUCCACGUCUGGCAGAACUCGUGGGGUCUCUCGACUCGCUCGCUCGGCGUUAUGGUCAUGGUCCAUGGCGACGACAAGGGUCUUGUCCUCCCGCCGCGCGUUGCUCAGCUUCAGGUCGUCAUCAUCCCCGUCGGCAUCACCGCCAAGACGACCGAGGACAUGCGCAAGAAGAUCGAAGACGAGGCGGACCGCAUCGCCAAGGAGCUCGUCAAGCAGGGCUUGAAGGCCAAGGCCGACUUGCGCGACGGUUACACCCCCGGCUUCAAGUACAACGACUGGGAGCUCAAGGGUGUCCCCAUCCGCCUCGAGAUCGGCCCGAAGGACCUCGAGAAGCAGUCGGUCAUGUCGGUCCGCCGCGACAACGGUGUCAAGGGCGCUCUCCCCAUCGCCGACCUCUCGUCUUCCGUCCCAGCCCUCCUCGACCAGAUCCACCACGACAUGCUCAACCGCGCUCGCGAGACCUUCGACAAGUCGAUCGUCAAGGUUGAGGAGUGGGAGAAGCUUGUGCCUGCGCUCAACGGCAACAACAUCGUCGUCAUCCCCUGGUGCGAGGCCGAGAAGUGCGAGGACGAGAUCAAGGACCGCAGUGCCAAGGAGUCCGUUACGGGUGCCGAGGACGAGCGCGCUCCCUCCGCAGGCGCCAAGUCGCUGUGCAUUCCCCACGACCAGGCAAGGUUCGGCAGCGUCGAGGGCAAGUUGUGCCCGAACUGUGGCGAAAAGGCGAAGAGGUGGACCCUGUUCGGCCGGAGUUACUAG
This is a messenger RNA of Rhodotorula toruloides NP11, 2136 nucleotides long. Its product is annotated as proline-tRNA ligase. Bases 1 to 2136 code for a protein of 711 amino acids. The transcript has 9 exons. Gene Ontology annotation, cellular component: aminoacyl-tRNA synthetase multienzyme complex; cytoplasm. The record is from RefSeq and is a predicted model, not a curated record. Gene Ontology annotation, molecular function: ATP binding; proline-tRNA ligase activity. Gene Ontology annotation, biological process: prolyl-tRNA aminoacylation. Lineage: Eukaryota; Fungi; Basidiomycota; Microbotryomycetes; Sporidiobolales; Sporidiobolaceae.